CCCCCCCUGCCCCUCGCUGACGCCGGAGGAGAAGGGAGGGAAAGACGGAAAAAGGAGGAAAAUCCCGGCGAAAGCCUCCCCGAAAGCGGAGCCGCCGAGAAGGCGGCGGCGCCGGCUGGAAAAUGCUUCUUCUUCCUCGGAGCUGCGUCCUCCUCCUCCUCCAGGGCAGCAUCGCGCUGCUGGUGUUGUGCGCUCCAGAGGACCCCGGGAAAGGAGCGGAUCCAGGCGAGCCCCGGGCCCGCGGCAGAGCCCCGAGGCUGCGGGAGCUGCUCUCCCCAAAACCCCUCCCGGGCCUGGGCCCGGCCCUGCCGCAGAACCGGAGCCUGCCGGGGCCGGGCAGCGCCUCCCGAGAGCUCGGGGGGCUCCCGGUUCACCGGCCUGCGUUGGAGCUCGCUCCCCGGUCACAGCGGGACCCGUGGCCAGCCCCGGGCAGGCCCCUGCAGAAGCUUUUCGGCUGGGGAGACUUUUACUCCAACAUCAAGACGGUGAAGCUGAACCUGCUGAUCACGGGCAAGGUGGUGGAUCACGGCAACGGCAGCGUGAACGUCUUCUUCCAGCACAACUCCACGGGCCACGGCAACAUCUCCGUGAGCCUCGUGCCGCCCACCAAGGCCGUGCAGUUCGACCUGGAGCAGCAGAUCUUCAUGGAGGCCAAGGAGUCCAAGGUGUUCAACUGCCGCGUGGAGUCGGAGCAGGUGGCGCGGGCCAGGAAGACGUCGCUGUGCACCUUCGACCCGGCCAAGACGUGCUCGCAGGAGCACACGCAGAGCCGCGCGGCCUGGCUGUGCUCGCAGCCCUUCCGCGCCGUCUGCGUCUACGUCACCUUCUACAGCAGCGACUACCGCCUGGUGCAGAAGGUGUGUCCCGACUACAACCGCCACAGCCAGCGGCCCUACUUCCCCUCGGGGUGAGCCCCGGGAUGGAGAUUCCCGCGGUUCCUGGGGCACCGAAUCCCGGGAUUCCUGGGGCACCGAAUCCUGGGAUUCCUGGGCACCGAAUCCCGAGAUUCCGGGGCAGCGAUUCCUGAGAUUCCUGGGCCACCAUUCACGGGCAGCGAUUCCUGGGCAGCGAUUCCUGCAGUUCCCGGGGCACCA
Melozone crissalis (California towhee) is the source of this 1094-nucleotide messenger RNA. It is a transcript of the gene NXPH3, whose product is annotated as neurexophilin 3. Gene Ontology annotation, molecular function: signaling receptor binding. Lineage: Eukaryota; Metazoa; Chordata; Aves; Passeriformes; Passerellidae. The transcript has 3 exons. The coding region runs from base 123 to 911 and encodes 262 amino acids. The record is from RefSeq and is a predicted model, not a curated record.